This is a messenger RNA of Lacerta agilis (Sand lizard), 706 nucleotides long. Its product is annotated as CMRF35-like molecule 8. Lineage: Eukaryota; Metazoa; Chordata; Lepidosauria; Squamata; Lacertidae. Gene Ontology annotation, molecular function: transmembrane signaling receptor activity. The transcript is spliced from 6 exons. Gene Ontology annotation, cellular component: plasma membrane. The record is from RefSeq and is a predicted model, not a curated record. The coding region runs from base 12 to 701 and encodes 229 amino acids.
GAAAGGCAAACAUGGACAGAGUCUCCCUCACAGAGAAUAAGGAAGAACACUACUUUCAAGUGACCAUGUACAAUUUGAAUCUGGAUGAUUCUGGUGUUUAUUACUGUGAUAUAUACCGUCCAUUCUAUUUCAAUAUCAGACACAGGGUGAACGUGACAGUUUCUCCAGAUCCAGAAGAAAGGUUAUCACUUACAGAAACACCAGAAUUUACCACCUCCGUAGUAAAGUCCACCCACAGCCCAGAUCCUACAGAAACCCCCCCAGAAUCGAAGCUCUACAUUUUGAUAUAUAGUAUCGUUCCACUAUUUAUUCUUGUCUUACUUGCAACUGUGGUGCUGCUUGUGAUGUCAAGGAAGAAGAAAACAGAAUCACAUUUUCAGAGAAAAGAGGAGCUAAAUCUACCAGAAAGGAUGCCUGCCCACAAUACCGAAGAUACUCAUGAUAACACCAUUUCUGACCAGCCUCCAGACCAUAAUGGGGCGGGACUCUACAGGAUUGUUAAGGUCCUUCCUGAAAAUGACUAUGAAGAGAUUCACUCCCAGGAAAAGACUUCAGAGGAACAAGAUGAGGUGUCUUAUGCCACACUGGAUAUUUCAGAUCAUCAUCGUCUCAUGUAUGACAACAUAAAUCUCUCCAGGCCAGCCCACCCAGAGACACCUGAUCAGGAGGUCUUUUAUACAGAGGUGAAGCCUGACCAUUAAUAUAU